AUGUCUGGCCGUGGUAAAGGAGGAAAAGGUCUAGGAAAGGGCGGUGCUAAGCGUCAUCGUAAGAUUCUUCGUGACAACAUCCAGGGUAUUACCAAACCCGCUAUUCGCCGUCUUGCUCGUCGUGGAGGUGUAAAGCGUAUUUCUGGUCUCAUCUACGAAGAAACCCGUGGUGUAUUAAAGAUCUUCCUUGAGAAUGUCAUUCGUGACUCUGUAACGUAUACUGAACAUGCUAAACGUAAAACUGUUACCGCUCUUGACGUUGUUUAUGCCUUGAAGCGGUCUGGCAGGACGUUGUAUGGCUUUGGAGCAUAG
Molecule: messenger RNA, 312 nt
Organism: Lentinula edodes (shiitake mushroom)
Lineage: Eukaryota; Fungi; Basidiomycota; Agaricomycetes; Agaricales; Omphalotaceae
Product: histone-fold-containing protein
Exons: 4
Coding region: 1-312 (103 amino acids)
Biological process (GO): nucleosome assembly
Cellular component (GO): nucleosome
Molecular function (GO): protein heterodimerization activity; DNA binding; structural constituent of chromatin
Source: RefSeq, a predicted model, not a curated record